ACCGAGGGUGGGGACCUGAGCUACAGGUGAAGCUUUUAGUCAUCUUAGAGCUGCUUCCUGCCCAUUGCCCUCCAUACAAUUCUGAAUGAAUAAAGGCACUGAACUGGGAAUAUAGAUCUGCCAUGUCAGGGUCACUUGUUACGGGAUUCUGUCUGCUGAACAUUCUCAGCUAUGCCACUGUUACAGUUUCACAGUUUGAACCUACAGGAUUCCCGUUUACCGUGUGUUCAGGACUGAAGACUGUGGGGCAAAAAGGCGACCCUGGCCCCAUGGGGCCACCCGGGCCUCCUGGGACCCCAGGAUUAAAUGGAACGAAAGGAGAACGAGGAGACACCGGGCCAAUGGGGUUACCCGGGCAAAAAGGAGAUCCAGGAGACGCUGGGUUAUAUUCCUUGUACAAUGGAACGUCCUGCAAGGAUCUCCUUAAUCAAGGGGAAUAUCUAAGUGGCUGGAAUAUAAUAACCCCAGUAGGAAUGUCGCCCCUGAGAGUCCUGUGUGACAUGCAUACAGAUGGAGGGGGGUGGCUGGUCUUUCAAAGACGCUGGGAUGGCACCGUGUCUUUUAACGUUGACUGGAACACCUACAAGAGGGGUUUUGGGAGCGAGAUGAAUGAAUUCUGGUUGGGGAAUGAUAUUCUUUAUAAUUUAACAUCAUCAGGCACCUGGGAACUGCGCAUUGACCUCCGAGACUUUGACAACAACAUGUAUUAUGCCAAAUAUUCCUUCUUCCAAAUUCUGGGAGAGGACAAUAAUUAUACAUUACUGUUGGGCUCCUACAAUGAAGGAAAUAUAGGCGAUUCCCUGACGCCUCACAACACCGUGCCGUUUAGCACCUAUGACCGGGACAACAACUUUUUGCUUGAAAAUUGCGCUUUUGACAACCAGGGAGGUUGGUGGUACAACAACUGUUACCAAUCCAACCUGAACGGAUUGUACCGUCUGGUGCAGAACAACGAGACUGGCAUCAACUGGCUGAGCGACGGCAGGAACCACUACUCCUACAAAUCCAGUGAAAUGAAAAUACGGCGGCUGUACUAAAGUAGAGGAAUUCUAGAUAGAGAAGAAAAUUCACCUUUGUAUAAGAAGGAAAUAACCUUUAUAUAGAGAGAUGUACAUUGCAUGCCCAUUCCUUGUAUCAAAACUUUGCCCCACGUGUAAGGGACCGGGGAAGAGUCCCCAUAACAGUAUCAAUAAACAGAUUUCUGCGUUAAA
Messenger RNA from Xenopus tropicalis (tropical clawed frog), 1211 nucleotides. Its product is annotated as ryncolin-1. Bases 123 to 1037 code for a protein of 304 amino acids. Lineage: Eukaryota; Metazoa; Chordata; Amphibia; Anura; Pipidae. The transcript has 9 exons. The record is from RefSeq and is a predicted model, not a curated record.